Armigeres subalbatus is the source of this 2725-nucleotide messenger RNA. RefSeq names its product prion-like-(Q/N-rich) domain-bearing protein 25. Lineage: Eukaryota; Metazoa; Arthropoda; Insecta; Diptera; Culicidae. Bases 466 to 2340 code for a protein of 624 amino acids. The transcript has 8 exons. The record is from RefSeq and is a predicted model, not a curated record.
GGUUGGCGUGUGUCUUCUGCGGAUGGUCGCGGUCUGCCCGGUCGGUCCGUCGGUUACUUUACAAAGGAUCGGAUUGUUUUUCCCGCUUAUCCGCCAUCGUGUCGCAUGUCUGUUACUGACGGUGACUUGGCGGGAACGAAUGGUUUCUGUUUGUGUUCGCAUGUGGGGUGUAGGUGUGUGUUUGUUAGUGAGUAAUCAUUGCCUUCGCCUUCAUCGUCGACCUCGUCGUGCCCGGUUGUCAACUAUUAUUGGAUAAUACCCACGGUUGACGGAACUACAACAACUGGUUGAUUAGUUUACAGUUUGAAUCGUUACGAUUCGCCUGGAAAAUAUGAUGAUUGUGUUGUGAUGUGAUUCGAAAAGCUGGUGUGUUGCAUCCGUUAGAGGAUAUACAACUGUCCGAGAGAGGUGCGGCGUAAAUUGCGCCCCUCCCCACUAGUGGUGCGCGGAGAGGUGCCAGUGUUAAUGUUGAUUAAAUUAGAACCACAAGGAUCCAUCGAUACCAGUGUUAAUAAAUCAAAAGAAUCUCGCUCCGUUGUGUGGCCAUGCACCACUACAGCAGACUGCGCUGAUGUCCCGAACGCGACCUGUUCGAUCUACGGUUUCUGCCAGUGUCCAGCCGGGCAUGUUUUCUCCACCGACGUCCGGCGCUGCCUCUCCGAGAGCUUGUAUGGGGUGAGCUGCGAGGAAGCGGUCCAGUGCUCUCAUAUGCUUACCGGUGCCAAGUGCGAGAACCAAGUAUGCACCUGUGAUACCGGGUUUACCUACGUGCGGGGACGAUGCCGUCAGCUAGCGAAUCUCGACCAACCGUGUAAUGAGGAUGUUGACUGUUUCUUCAGCUAUAAUCGUGAAGCCGUGGUUUGCGACGAUGGUAAGUGCCAAUGUGCACCGGGUUUUUAUCUUCGAAGCACAAAUGUCUGCCGGCGUGAAGUAACUCUUGGCCAAAACUGCCUCGUAAACACGGACUGUGUCGGCGACAAUCUCGAGUGUAAUAAUGACGUCUGUGUCGAGAAAGCAGCACAAACAAAAACCUUUAGGGAUAUCGGAGUGCAGGCUAAGCCCACUUGCGACGAAAAGAAAGCGCAAGUGGAAUCGAGGGCGACCCGCGAUCAGCAGCAGCAGACCAGUGUUAAGAGCAGUAGCAGCAGCUGUGGAACUACUGCCGGUGUUGAGGAAUCGAACGACGUGCAGGAGAUAGUGCCGGAGAACCCACCAAAAAGUACCUCCAGCGGAGCGACAGCUAAGAGAGUAAGACUUCAAACAAGCGCCGAUGACACACUGAAAGAUGAUAGUUCUCACGAGUACGGUGAUACCUGCACUGUGGAAGAACAAGAAUGCAAUGGGCUGCCCUACUCUGUGUGUCGGAUGGGACAGUGUCUUUGCCGAGAUGGUUUCUACGAAGUCGGAAAAGUAUGCAAAGCUGAAUUAGGUGAAUUCGUGGAUAAAGCAGAAGACUGUGGCGGUGGAAAUUUCGUAAAUGGUAGAUGUGUUUGUGACAACCAUUGGUUUUACAAUUACCAUAUGCGAUCAUGUAUAAAAGGUGUACUUGGAAUUAAUACCUCUUGUACGGCAAAUAGCCAGUGUUCUCCAUAUGGUGCUGCAUACUGCCCUGAUUCCAGCCCAAGGCGAUGCAGCUGUCUUCCGUAUGCCGAGUACGAUAGCAACCAGCAGAUGUGCGUGGCUAAGAUCGGUUACGAGCAGUACUGCGAAGAUGACGAAGGCUGUACGAUGAGAAACACACGCUGCAGUGAGGUGAACACGUGCGUUUGCCGGCCGAACUUUUUCUACGUGAACGAGCUUUGCCAGGCGGCUCAAGGGGGAACGUGCGAAACCGUGGAGGACUGUGGAUUCGAAGAGGCAAGUUGCGAAAAGGAAGACGACGAGAAACCAAAAGCAUGCGACUGCAUCAAGGGUUACACAUAUCAAGACAAUACGUGCCUAAAGGAAGCAGAAGCCUAUGGGGACGAGUGCACUGUAAAUGACCAGUGCCAACCAUUGCUGGGAGACCAGGCCAAGUGUAUAGACGAGAAAUGCCAGUGUGACGGAAGUGACACGCACUACAAAGGUGGAAAGUGCCAUUCGAAAGUUGCUUUGGACGAGCGAUGCCAACUGACCAGCGAAUGCUUCGUUGAGGACGGUGCCGACAAUGUGGAAUGCCGCAAUUCGGCGUGCCAGUGCAAGUUCGAAUACUCAGCGGACGUCGAGCGACAACGAUGCGUUAAAACCACUAGCAAGAGCUCUUCCGAUCGACCAAGUGCACUGAAGGUAAUCACAUUAAUGUUGACGAGCGCAGCGAUUCUGAUUACGGGGUCGGCUUUACGAGAUGCUUACUACCGGUAGACUACGUCCAUCGGACAUUGUGUACAUCAAUACAACCGAAGCUAAUCAAAAUAUUGAUGGCGCGGACAGUGAUAAGAAAGAGCUGCUCAGUAUUAUGCUGUGCAAAGACAUCGAGUAAUUUUGCAUACGGGGUAAAAUCAUCGGACGGUAUCGACUUAUGAAGAGCAAUUCACAAAUUACUCUACAUAGUAGAGUGAUCAUAUUCCGUGAGUUAAAAGAAACCGCGCCUUAACAUUUUGUUCUGCUUUACAAGAUGCAAGGAAAAACGUAACUUAUUUCUACUGGGUAUCGCAAACAUCGCCACAAAUAAAAAUAAUGGUCAGAAAUCAUUUCAUUCUUUUAGAAAUUCUUAGAAAAUAUAGAAAAGCAGUAAUAAGAAUAAAAC